Eublepharis macularius is the source of this 1276-nucleotide messenger RNA. RefSeq names its product proopiomelanocortin (gene POMC). Gene Ontology annotation, cellular component: extracellular region. NCBI's taxonomy places the organism in Eukaryota, Metazoa, Chordata, Lepidosauria, Squamata, Eublepharidae. The record is from RefSeq and is a predicted model, not a curated record. Gene Ontology annotation, molecular function: hormone activity. The transcript has 3 exons. The coding region runs from base 69 to 881 and encodes 270 amino acids.
GAGAAAGAGAGAGAGAACUCUACAGACCACACAUUACGGCAACAGACUUGCUGCACUUCCUCCUAAAGAUGCUGAAUCCUCAGUGGAGCAGUCUUUGGGCCAUUUUGGGAGUUCUGCUCUUCCACUCAGUGGGAGGAGAUCACAGCCAUUGCUUGGAGAGUGAUCGCUGUAGGGAUAUGGACACAGAAGCUGGGAUUUUGGAGUGUAUCAAGGCCUGCAGACUGGAUCUCUCAGCCGAGUCACCAGUAUAUCCUGGCAACGGCCACAUGCAGCCUCUGUCUGAGAAUAUCAGGAAGUAUGUCAUGAGCCAUUUCCGCUGGAACAAGUUUGGCAAAAGCAACAGCAGCGGUGGUGACUUAGGUCAUAAGAGAGAGGAACUCUCCAAAGAUCCCACCCUAGACUUCUUUCCAUUUCCUUUGCAAGCCCAGAGCAACUGGAGAGGAGACAAUGACCUGGAAAGACAAGACCUGGAAAGACAAGAAAGCAAGCGAUCAUACGCCAUGGAGCAUUUCAGAUGGGGGAAGCCUGUGGGCCGGAAGAGGCGACCUGUGAGGGUCUACCCAAAUGGAGUGGAGGAAGAAUCCUCAGAGAGCUAUCCCCAAGAGUUCAGACGAGAACUUUCCAUGGAAAUGGACUACCCUGAAUUUGACUCCCAUGAAGAAAAGAAGAACUCUGAAGCCGUGAUGUCUGAAGAGGAGGACGACCUGCCAGAAGAAGUCAAGAAAGAUGGCACUUCAUACAAGAUGCGUCACUUCCGGUGGAACACCCCGCCUAAGGACAAACGCUACGGUGGCUUUAUGACUUCAGAACGCAGCCAUACACCCCUAGUGACUCUUUUUAAGAAUGCCAUCAUCAAAACCGCCUACAAGAAAGACCAAUAAGAAUGAAGGGGGUUAUGAUGACCGAAAGCACGGGAGGGACCCUGGGUAGAUUUCUUUGGCACGCGUUUCAUUUAGAUACCGUUAAUGAUGAUCAUUUAUUCUAACUCGUUGUUAAUAAUAAUUAAGGAGCUCGUUGCUUAGGGAACACUUCAUUCUGGUUCUGAAUGUACAAAUAACUUGGGGAGGGAGGGGGAGGUAUGCAAUGAAAGUUAAGCUUACAUCCAUUGUGUAUGUGUAACAAAGUGGGAAAGCGAGUGAAGGGAAUAGCUAUCUUUCAGAAGGGCAGAGUAUUUUCAUAUUUUAAACCAGAUGUACAAUACUGUAAAUGAAAGGAUAAAAGAUAUAAAAUAAUAAUAAUGAUGAUAAUUACAAUAAUACAUCUUUUGCAAGCUAAA